UAAUACAAAGAGGAGUGUAAAACCUUAAAAUAGUGUUAAAUUAGUUAGCUCAGAAGUUCAGCUGGUCAGUUCCUACUACUACUUCUAAACGGUUUAUCUAGGGUUUUGGAAGGGUUUAGAACUCCUUCACUGUGUUCAAUGGCGUUAAGCCGCGGAAAACCCUACAACCUCCAAGAUUCAGGUUCGGAUAUUGAUGAAGAUGAAGAUAAUGAAUUCGAACCCGAUCAAGGUUGGGAUGACUGGAAUGAUGAUAAUAAUGACGACGAAGAAUCUGAGUUCAAGUGCUUGUUCUGUGACAUCAAUUUCUCUUCUUGCGAAUCCUUAUUUCAUCAUUGCAGUUCGAUUCACUACUUUGAUUUUCCUCAGAUUAAAAAGUGCUUAAAUUUGGACUUCUAUGGCUGCUUCAGGCUUGUUAACUACAUUAGGGUUAUGGUAGCAAAUAAGACUUGUUGGAGUUGUGGUCAUCAAUGCAGUUCUAUUCAAGAGCUUCUAAGUCAUCUUCAUGUGUCGAAUAUUUCUGAGGAGUUGAAGCUUAUGUGGGAUGAUGAUAAAUUUCUGCAACCGUUUAUGGAAGGAGAUUCUUUACUCUACAGCUUCGAUCAAGAUGGAGAUUUUGAUGAAGAUGAGUGUAUGGCGUCUGUUGAUGAGGAGGAACUUGCGCAAAUCAUGGGAGAUGCACAUAAUAUAUGCUUUGAUGAUGAUAUGAAAGUAGAUGCUGAUGCCUCUGGCACUUUGGCUUCAAGUACAGAAGCUUUGAAAGUCCUGGAUUGUUCCUCUAUUGCUGGCUCAUCGAGUGCAGCAGUGGUGAAUGGAGUUGACAUUGCAUGUGAUUUCUCUGAUAAAACGAAAAAGGAUAAAUCCCUAAGACUGUCGUUUGGUAGAGUUGCAGCAUCUGAGAUCAAGAAAGUGAAUGAAAAUUAUUUCGGAUCCUAUAGUUCCUUCGGUAUCCAUCGGGAGAUGUUAAGUGACAAGGUUAGAAUGGAGGCUUAUAGUCAAGCUAUUCUGAAAAAUCCAUCUCUUUUUUGUGGUGCUGUUGUUAUGGAUGUUGGUUGUGGGACUGGCAUACUUAGUCUUUUUGCAGCCCAAGCAGGGGCAUCAAGAGUUAUUGCAGUAGAUGGAAGUCAGAAGAUGGUUGCUGUGGCCACUCAGAUUGCAAAAGACAAUGGCCUUUUAUGGAGUGAGAGUACUUGCAAAGGUAAUAAGAAGAAUACUGCUGUGGUUGAAGUUGUACAUGGUAUGAUCGAGGAUUUGGAGAAGUCAAUAUCUAUUAAACCCCACAGUUUAGAUGUCCUGCUGAGUGAAUGGAUGGGCUACUGUUUGCUUUAUGAAUCAAUGCUCAGCUCUGUCCUCUUUGCCAGAGAUAGAUGGCUAAAGCCUGGUGGCGCAAUUCUGCCAGAUACUGCAACGAUGUUUGCUGCUGGUUUUGGAAGGGGUAAUACUAGUCUCCCGUUUUGGGAAAACGUGUAUGGUUUUGACAUGUCUUCUGUCGGCAAGGAACUUGUUAAAGAUGCUGCUGAACUUCCUAUAGUUGAUGUUGUAGAUAGUCAUGAUAUAGUGACUGAUACUGCAGUAUUAAAGAACUUCGAUUUGGCUACUAUGAAAAUUGAGGACAUGGAUUUUACUUCUAGCAUUGAGUUGAUUCCAAAGUCCGGUAGUGACACAAAAUCUGCAUCGACAUGGUGUCAUGGAGUUGUUCUAUGGUUUGAUACUGGUUUUACUAGCAGAUUUUGCAAAGAAAUGCCAGCCAACUUAUCCACAUCUCCUUACACAGAAAAGACACAUUGGUCGCAGACAGUUCUUACUUUUAAUGAACCCAUUGCACUUGGAUCUGAAAAACUCGAUGGAAACAGAUCAGACUCCGUAGGAACUGAUUCCUGCCCAGCCUUUAUGAUCGAGUUACGCAUUAGUAUAGCACGUGCAUUAGAGCACCGAGCCAUCGACAUAUCAGUGGAAACUUCAGCUAUCAGUCAUGAUCAUCAAAAGCGAGCUUGGCCUGUACAGAUUUUUAACCUCUCUUAGGACACUGGUAUGCUGUCUUUGUAAUGGUCUCAGUUGCCUUUUCUUUUUCUUGUUUCUCAGUUUUUAUAGUGAUGAUCCCCUGAUGCGGCCAUCCACAAAUUUUGUUUUCAAUUGUUGAACUUGAGUUCUAUCAGGGAUCUGCUUCAUUCUUUAGAAGUGUUAAAGCGUGUUUCACUUAACAGUAUAAGUCAAUUUCUGAGGGUAUAUUAAACAAAGAGCUUAUUUUGAACUCA
Messenger RNA from Amaranthus tricolor (Joseph's coat), 2252 nucleotides. RefSeq names its product probable protein arginine N-methyltransferase 3. The record is from RefSeq and is a predicted model, not a curated record. NCBI's taxonomy places the organism in Eukaryota, Viridiplantae, Streptophyta, Magnoliopsida, Caryophyllales, Amaranthaceae. The transcript is spliced from 7 exons. Bases 139 to 2019 code for a protein of 626 amino acids. Gene Ontology annotation, molecular function: protein-arginine N-methyltransferase activity. Gene Ontology annotation, biological process: peptidyl-arginine methylation.